Messenger RNA from Mytilus trossulus (common blue mussel), 4482 nucleotides. RefSeq lists its product as uncharacterized. NCBI's taxonomy places the organism in Eukaryota, Metazoa, Mollusca, Bivalvia, Mytilida, Mytilidae. The transcript has 5 exons. The coding region runs from base 131 to 3127 and encodes 998 amino acids. The record is from RefSeq and is a predicted model, not a curated record.
CGAAAACUCUCCUGUCAUUCGGUAAAUAGGUCGCACCUGCCAUUUUGUUGUUUUUUGUAGGUUGUAGCAUCCAGAAAGGGCGUGAAGCGAGAAUUUCACUUACACAGAUAGAAAGAAUGAAGGAAGAAUAAUGGAUUAUAUUAUUCAGGUCAAAGAAGAGCCUAUGGAUGAAACCUAUGAAGUCAUUCAUUUAGGAACAGAACUUCAUGACAGGAGAGCUCCAGAUUUUAAUCAGGUAGAGCAGCAUUCCAUUUCUGAAAGGAAUUUGAUUAUAGAUAGCAAUGGUGACAAUGUUCUUUUUAUUGCCGAACACAUUAAAUCUGAACCAGAUAAUAAUAGCAGGGGAGGUAAUUCAGAGGACCAUGACGAAAGUAUUAGCAGCAGGAAGAAGACAAGAAUGUCAAGUUCAUUAUUAAAAAUUCUCAAUGCUAGCCCUCAACACAAUGGAACAAAUGUAACCAUGGUAACAGAUGAAACACGUGAAAUAAAUCGUAAAAGGUCUCAACCUACGUUAUAUGGGUUACUCAAUGGUACUGUUCCUCCUUUACCUCAGAAACCGGUAGUUACUGAUCAAAUUGAAAAUGACGUUCAUAUAACACACAUUACAGCACCAACGUCUGCGAAAUCAGGGAGCAGUUCUACUUUACAAAAAAUGCUUGCUUCUCCAUACAGUGGUAAGAGUCCCCUGCUGUCUUCAAUGUUAAAAACCCCUUCAAGAACUGAUUCAACCAUUGAUAAAGUUUUCUCAACCCCUACAGCUAACUCAAACCAGGUUAAUUCAGUACCAUCUAUUCAAGGUCACAGAAAUAGGUCAAACUCUACUCCAGAAUCUACAACGAAAAGGAAGCUUCCUGCUUUGUUGAAAAUAGGACCAGAUCUUCCUUUGAAGAAAAAUUCUAAUGACAGACAAAAUUUAAGCACAAUUAAUGAAUCGGCGACCAAGUUUACGGAAGCCAAUUUUACAAAGUUAAAGCCAAUAAUUGACAAAACUUUAUUGCCAGACCCCCAUCCUGACAAAAUAUUACCAACGACGUCUUCCGUUGUGAAAUGUAGUCCACAGAAUAAUGGUGUACCUGCUGGACUACAAACUGAUUUUAUUAAUAGAUGGACAGAAGUUAUUACACAGAAAGUCAUCGCAGAAUUCUCUAAAGACGUCAAUGCAACAUUGAACUCUUUUGUGAAGAAGGCUAUAAUUGACAGUAUCAAAGAUUCUUCCCCUAAUCAUCUGCCUAUUGUUCCCGCAGCCUCAUCAGCAAGUUCUGCAGACAAACAAGUACCAGGUGAGGUGAAACAAGUUUCAUCUUUAGCUAGUUGUUUAUUACAGUCUCUUGCAGAUAAAGUAAACGGAUGCGGAAUCAAGGACAUUGCUAAGGGUUUGAAUGUGGAAGAUGAUAUCAACUUAAUUAAUGUAUGUCAAAACAUUCAGAAAAGUUCACAAGAUAUUGCAAAGUUAUUAGCUUCAUCUACAGCUGCUGAACCAGACCACAGUAAUACAGUAACUGUUCGUGAACAAAUUCCAACUAAUUCACAGUCUACUGUCCAAAAACUUGAAAUAGAAAAGGAGCUUUCCAGCUAUACAAAAAACUCUGCUCCAACUGUCCCACCAGAAGAAGUGAAAAAGCUAGUUUCAAAUUUAAUAGGCACCACAAUUAAUGUAAAUCAGACAAAACCAGGAACACAUGUUCAAAAACCACCUAUUGAAUAUAUAAUAAUUCCAUCAGAAAAUGAAGCAGAGGAAUUAAAACCAGUGGAAACCAGUUCUGUCAAAUCUCAACCAGUUCCUGUGUCACCAAUAAUCACAAAUAUAAAACACAUGCAAGAUAAAGACGGUAAAUUUUUAAUCUUCUCCUGUAAGAUAUGUGGUAAACGAUUCCAACAUCAUGGCACACUGAGUGUUCAUAUGCGGACUCAUGUAAUGGAAAGCGGGACCAGUGAAUUCAAAUGUGAUAUUUGUGGUAAGCUCUGCACUGCUAAACGAUACCUUGAUAUCCACAUGAGAACACAUCAGAAAAGGGGAUCGUGUCCCAUGCUGACAAAACAUCUAGUGUGUGAAACAUGCGGGGGAGAAUUCACUAGUGAAGAAAACUUGUUGAUUCACAAACGGAUGCAUUUAGGUGAAAAAUUGUAUCAGUGUGAUGUUUGUCAAACAGGAUUCACAAGAAAGUCACAACUUUCAAUCCACAUGCGAAUCCAUUCGGGUGAAAAACCUUACACCUGUACUAUCUGUGGUAAAACUUUCCGCCAAAGUAACGGACUUAGCCUCCACCUGAAUGUUCACACUGAGGAUAAACCUUAUAAAUGUGAGAUAUGUGGGUCAGAGUUCUCACGUAAAGCUCACUACGAGAAACACAUGAGGAAGGAGCGCGGAGAAAGACCUUUUAAGUGUGAGGAAUGUGGUAAAGGAUUUACGGACAAGUUCAAUCUACGAAUGCAUACCAGAACUCACCUUAAGUCUAAACCACAUCAGUGUGAUAAAUGUGGUAAAAGUUUUGUUCAAGUUGCUUAUCUAAGGAAUCACAAGAAGUUCCACACAGGAGAGAAGGGUUUUGAUUGUCCAUACUGUCCUGAGAGGUUUGAGUUAAGAAAGGAUUCAAAGGAUCAUAUAACAGCAUUACACAAGGACAAGGAGGACAUGAGUAGAGGCAGGAGGAAUUCAGCUAAAUCAUUUAACGGUACAUACAAGGAUAUUAUGGAUGAUGAUGAUGAAGAAGAAAUAACAUCAGAGGAAGAAAGUAAAGACAACAGUGAUGAAGAGAUGGACAAAGCUGGUGCCUAUUCUGACAUGAUCAUGCAUAUAGCUACAGAUAUAGACGGGUCCCCGGAAAGUCGACAGUUCGUAACCGAGGAAGCAGACAAUUCAACAGACAUGCUUGAGUUUGUAAAUGCUAGUCAGGAUUAUACAGAUAAUUUUACCGAUACAGAUAUUAAGACUGAACCUAUAGCGUUCAACGAACUUAAAUCUAGAUUAGGUGAUAACAAAUAUAUUAACUUUGAUCCCUCUAUUGUUAAGGUAGAACCUGAAGAGAUCAUUGAUGAAUCUGCAUUAUCAGAAAACCCUGUAGUUAGUUCUAGGGUCAAUGUGGAAUUCAAUACCUUAGCGGUAAAAUGUGAACCUUUUAACUCAUAGCUGUGAAAAGCCUGCACAUGAAAGUGUUAUUGGUCCAAAAUUUUCUCUGUGCUAAGUUUCAGAAUUUUUUUAUUUUUUUUAAGAACAUAGGAUAUCAUAGGUAGAAUCAGAAUUAGUUUUUCAUAUCUUAUGUAUAAGAAUAAAUGAAAUUGAAUACUUCAGAAUAAUUAUGACAGCUGUUUGAUAAUGUUGGUUUCAGUAAUGUUAAGAAAUGUCUAUGCUUCUUCUUUUUUAUUGCAACACUAGACUCUAUUAAUCUUACUAGAGAUAAAAUUUUUCUACUUUUAGUUCAAAUUUUGAUUUAAACAUCUUCGAAUUCAUAUUGUCAUGGGAUUGAAAACAUAAACAAACAAUGUACAAGUUAACAUUGUUUCUGAUAUUUUUGAAAAUUUUACCGUGCACAAAAUUGGAAAACUAAUUUGUCAUAUUUUUAAACAAAGGGAUAAUUCACUGGUCAAUCAGAUCACCAAAUCUUUCUGUUUUAAUUUAUUUUGUUUCAUUUAGUUCUGAUAUUUGACUCUAAGUUUAACUUUAUAGUAGGUCUUAAACAUAAAGUUUCAUAACUUAAAUGUUUGUAUUAGACAUUAUUGUGUGCAUUUAUUAUUGAGAUUUUUCACAAGUGGUAAAAAAUGCAAUUGAAAUUAUGAGAUACUCACCCAGUCAGAUGUUUGCAAUAUUAAAAACUUAGCCUUAAUUUCUGAAUUUAUGUAACUGUUUUCAAAAUGUAAGAAUUUACAUGAUUCAGGAGUUUUCUUCAAAAUUCUUAAAACACUAAGUUAUCAUUUAAGUAUUCAUUUAGUGCUAAAGCAGCCUAUUUGGUGGGAUUUCUCGCUGUGUUGUAGACUCAUAGAUGGCCUUGUGCUGUGUCUUUCUGACACUCCUCAUUUCUAUUCUCAAUUUUAUUGAUUGAAAAAUAGUGUCUGAGAAAAUGUUCAAAUCAGAAACUUUUUAAUCUUAAUAAGGUUAUUACUAUAAGUAUUAACUUUUUAAAGAUCAGUCUCAAAAAUACAAAUAAGACACUUAUUUGAAAUGUGUUAAAUUUGAAAAUUUUGAAAAUUGCACAAGGAGGAUAUUAUUUUGCUUCUGUUUUCAUUUGGAAUACAUAUUUUCAUUUACAGUACAAAUGUACGGUAAAGAAAUUGUAAGAUGGUGUUCAGACCUGCAUUUUUAUAUGGAUGUGCAAUUGACUAUAUUUAUGUACUAUAUUUAGUUCUAUAUUGUUGAAGAAAUUAUACAAUAUUUUUUUCUCUGUACUAUUACAUGAUGUUUCAAUGAAUUUGAAAUCUUUGUUUUCUUUAUAGUUUUGUUUGAAAGUAUUUUUGUUUGAUUUAGCUAUAAAAACCUGAUGAGAUAUA